This is a messenger RNA of Durusdinium trenchii, 1312 nucleotides long. The record is from the annotation of a GenBank genome assembly. Lineage: Eukaryota; Dinophyceae; Suessiales; Symbiodiniaceae.
GCCGCCAGCGCCAGCAACUGCGCCAAGCCUUCCUGCAGUGCCUGCCGAGACCAGCCCUCCAGCAUCCGCUGAGUUGGCACUUGAGUUGGCUUCAGCAGUGGAGGUGACUGACAAGACCCUCCACACAGUGAUGGGCAAUCUGGGGAGGGCUAAGGAGCAGCUCCAACUGUUGCGGGAAAAGAAGGCGCGCUUGAGCGAACAGAUCCGGCGCUUGAAGGCGACUGACAUGGACGCUCCCGCUCCUGUAGCUUCAUCAGGAGUGCGAGCACCUGAAGCUAUGCCAGCUGCCCCUGACCAUGUGGAAACCCAGGUUGUUGACUUGAUGGCAGUGGAUGUCACAAACCUUCCUGAAUCUCAGGAGCCCUCCACUUCACCCAAGGUGCCCAGUGAUGAGUUGAGAUCCCGCUAUCAGAGCAAGGGCGAGAAACCGAACCAGGACGAGCCCUUGCCUCCAGCCACUGCUUUGCCCUUCGAGCCGCCUGCAACUGAUGCCGAGGCUGCCAAGCCCACAGUCAUUGAGAAGGAGGACGAAAUCCUUUUGAGGAACGAUCAGCUCACCCGGAAAGCCACCAACAAGGCCAAGGGCAAGAGGGGGCAAAAGCCAAAGAAGGGCAGGAAGGGAAAGAAGGGGAAGAAGGGAAAGAAGGGAAAGAAGCAAUGUGCUGAGUCACCAGGGAAGCCGUCUAGUGGCUUGGGCAAGUCUCAGCGGAGGAGAAAGACUUUGAAGGUGGCUGCCGCUGGUGCGGCUGAUUCCCUGGAGACAGGCCCCAAGUCCUUUGAAGCCUCUGGCCACUCAGUUGAGAAGGCCAAGAGCGCCAAGCGCAAGAGGGGUGCAAAUCUGGGGGAGGAAGAGGCUGAGCCCAAAUCCAAGUCCAAGAAGGCAAGAGCUGCUGAAGUCCAGGAGAGGGUGCAUCAGGUUAUGUUUGAUGAAGAGGUUUGCGAGCAGCUUCUCAGCUUUGUCAAAUACUUCGAGGCCGAAGAGGUUCCAACAAAGCAGUACUUCAAGUUACGCAUGCGCUCUUUGGUCGAGAACAUCACGCCCUACCCGCUCAACAUCUACUGGACGAGGGCUAGCUGCGGAGUCACGUGCAAAGAGACUGGGAAAGAUGUCCACACAUUUUCCUUCAACGGCUCUCUUGCGCCAGCUGCUCAUCGGCUUGCAGUGUCAGUCAAGGUCGCGGAGAUCGUGGCAUUCAACUUGGCCAAUGAUCCAGAGGAUCCAGCCUUCGCAAGCAAGGAGAGCUCAGGGAUUGCUUGUCUGAAGUACAAUGCUGAGCAUGUCCUGAGCAAGCUUCUGCAGCCGCAGGGGUGA